Molecule: messenger RNA, 1419 nt
Organism: Leishmania mexicana MHOM/GT/2001/U1103
Lineage: Eukaryota; Euglenozoa; Kinetoplastea; Trypanosomatida; Trypanosomatidae
Product: putative peptidase M20/M25/M40
Exons: 1
Coding region: 1-1419 (472 amino acids)
Biological process (GO): proteolysis
Molecular function (GO): peptidase activity
Source: RefSeq, a predicted model, not a curated record
AUGAGCGAUUGUGUCUGGACUGUGAUUCAAAAGGCCGUGGAGGCCGAGUGGGAUGCCUCCAUCAUUCCUGCGCUGUCCGCCUACAUUGAAGUGCCGAACCAGAGCCCCGACUUUGACCCCCAGUGGGCGACGAACGGACUCAUAAAGAAGGCCUUUACCAUACUGAUCAACUGGAUGAAGGGGCAGAAUCUCCUGGGCCUCAGCUACGAGUUCAUGGAGGUCGAGGGAAGGACCCCGUUCCUUCUCGUCGAGAUCGCUGGGACGGAGCCGACGAAGAACACCUUGCUCAUGUACGGCCACAUGGAUAAACAGCCGCCUCUCCACCCGUGGGACGAAGGCCUUGACCCCCACAAGGCAGUCUUGCGGGAUGGCAAGCUGUACGGCCGCGGCGGCGCUGACGACGGGUACGCGCUUUUUUCGGCCAUCACGUCUGUCUCGGUACUCCAGCGCCACGGCAUUCCGCACGGUCGAGUGAUCGUAGUCAUUGAGGCGUGCGAAGAGUCUGGCAGCUUCGACCUGGACUACUACAUGGAGCGCUGCAAGGAGCGCAUCGGCAACGUGGAUUUGAUGGUGUGCCUAGACAGCGGCUGUCUCAACUACUCGCAGGUAUGGCUCACGACGUCGUUGCGUGGUGUGACGGGUGGGUUGCUGAACGUGCAGACACUGACGGAAAGCAUGCACAGUGGCGUCGCCGGCGGCGUCGUGCCGGACACGUUCCGCAUUGCAUGUGAGCUGCUGGGCCGCGUCGAGGAUUCAAAGACCGGAAAGGUGCUGUUCCCUGAGGCCUACUGCGAGAUUCCAGACUACGUUGUCAAGUCCAUGGAGUCGAUGAAGAUCGUGCCGUUCAAGGACCAGUUUGCCAUGGCCGACGGCGUGUCGACAGAGUCGGGAGACAAUGUGGAGCUGGCGCUGCGGAACUUCUGGAAGCCGAGUCUCACUGUGACAGGGGCCAACCUGCCGGAGCCACAGAUAGCCGGCAACGUCAUCCGCACCCACACCUCGCUGAAGCUGUCCCUCCGCGUCCCGCCCCUGGUGGACGCGGAGAAGGCCACCCAGGCCAUGGCCAAGGUGCUUGUGGCCAACCCGCCGUACGGCGCUAAGGUGUGGUUUGAGCCCGAGGUUCCCGGCAAUGGCUGCGCGACCCCAGAGCUGAAGCCGUGGCUCCUGACCGCGCUCAACGAGGGCAGCAAGAUGGCGUACGGCAACCCGCUCGCAUUCCAGGGCAUGGGCGGCGCGAUCCCAUUCAUCUCCAUGCUCAUUAAAGCGUACCCGCAAGCGCAGUUCGUUGUCACCGGCGUCCUUGGUCCAAAGAGCAACGCGCACGGCCCCAAUGAGUUUCUGCACAUCAAGUACGCUAAAAGCCUCACGUUUGUCAUCAGCCACGUUGUCGCUGAGCACUUUCGCCACACUCCCAAGUAA